AUGGGGGGCGGAGGCUCGGAGGGCGGAGCGGACGGGGACGAGAGCUGCUGCAGCGUCGGGGACACCUCGCCCGGCACCAUCGUGUGGGUGCGCCGGCGGAACGGGUCCUGGUGGCCCGGCAGGAUCCUGGGGCAGGACGAGCUGCCGCCGUCGCAGAUCAUGUCCCCGAGGUCCGGCACGCCCGUCAAGCUCCUCGGCCGCGAGGACGCCAGCGUUGACUGGUACAACCUUGAGAAAUCAAAGCGUGUUAAAGCGUUUAGGUGUGGGGAGUUUGAUGCCUGUAUUGAGAGGGCAGAGGCUACUCAAGGGACUCUUGCAAAGAAAAGAGAGAAGUAUGCACGGAGAGAAGAUGCUAUUCUUCACGCUCUUGAAUUAGAGAGGAAACUGCUUGCCUCCAAGCAUCAGACUCAAGGUUUCAGACCGGCCUACUUUUCUGCAUGCACGAGACAUCGCCAAGACCUUGGAAGUACUCGCUACAAGAGCAAAAAGAGGAAAAGAAAAAAUGUAUCUACUCUUCCUGCAAAAGAAGACGAGCAGUAUUUUCCCCAUGUCGGUUUGAAGAUAAACUUUUCAGAGUCUAUUGCUCAGGGCACUUCUAAGAAUCUUAUCAGUAACGACAUGGGAGACUUAUCUCAUGUGAGACGUAUUCAGGGAGGAGCAAGCUUAGAGAGCAAGGAGAAAUAUACAGUUGUGAAAAAGAAUAGGUCGGAUGGAAGCGAUUUUGAUGAAUCUAUUGAAAAAUGUGACAGGCACCGACCACUUGUUCAAGUCAUGCAGAGCAGUGCGAAAUUGUUACAGCACUCACAGCACAUUGAUGAUUAUGGGUCUAUCUUAAUUGGGGGAGAUAAAGAUCCGUCGCCUGCCACCUACCGGGCUAAAAGAAGUAGAUAUGCGUACCUGCCCAGUGAUUCUGGUGAAACUCAUAGUCAUAGCGAUUUACCUUCUGCGCAAGUGGCUUCUAGAGGAGCUGAUUUUGAGACCGAAAGUUAUCUUCAGCAUCCAGAUUCUUCUUCCGAUGAGCAUACAUCUUCAGACUUUGUUGGGAAGCACGUAUCUGAGUCUUCAGAGCGGGAAUGCUCAGAAAGUGAAACAGAAGAUGAUGCUGAGCUUUUGCAAAGUGCUAAUAUGAUUCUGCCUCCAGAGUUACGUCCCCGUGAUCCUUAUUUCCUCAAGACUUCUGACAAGUUUGGACAUGUGGAUAAUGAUGAUUAUGAUGAUGAUGAUGAUGAGAUUCCCUAUUCUACUUAUAUGCAUCAAUUGAAUCAAUCAGAGGAAGAGGAUGGUUCUUCUGAACUGGGUGUCUCCCAAUGGCAUAUAAAGGGUAAACGUAAUAACCGUAAUGCAGUGAAGAGAUCGAUCCAUAUGACAUCUGGAAGUUCCUGUUUGGAUAAACCCAAUGGUCUCAGGAAAGGAUCCAUGUACAAGGCAAAUGGUACAAAUCAUAGAAAAGGUAAUGUGCAGACAUCCAAUCAGCAAUUGAUCAGGAAACACAUCAAAGAGGAGCCCAACUAUGAUUCGGAUGAAACAGAUUUAUUUGAGGGCACAAACCAUCCAGAGGUUAACUUGUAUCAUAGUCGAACAUACCCGUCUUCCUUGAAGGCUACAAGAGAUCUUAGCCGAAGCUACAUUUACUUCAAUGACUAUGAACAUGAUUCCUCCAAGAUUUCUCCUCUUAACUGGGAUACAGAUCAGAUAUUUCGUGUUGACGGGAAUGCAUAUUGGGAUGAACCUUCAUUUUACCAAAGAAGUUACAAUUCACGUCUAGGUGGCACAGGCCCAAUGUUGUUUGAUAUUGACUUGAAGGUCCAAGCCAGCUACCAUGGAGAGCAUGUUCCUCUUGUUUCCUUAAUGAGCAGACUGGAUGGCAAAGCAAUUGUUGGGCACCCUAUCCAAAUUGAGAAACUCGUAGAUGGUUCCACAGACCACCUGGUGUGUGGUGGUGAUAUUAGUAUGGAAGAGAACACUGGAGCUCCACCUUCUUGGCGUACAGGCAGGAGGACAGCUAUGCAAAGAGUUCCCCGUUCUAAUCCUUCAGGAGCAUCAACUGGCGGUGGCAAUGAAGGCGGGCUUGCAUAUCCAGACUGGGAGUUCAGGAAAUACUCGACUCCUGUAAAUUAUCAGGUUAAGGCUGACAAGGAAAGCAUGCCAAAUAAUAGGAGGUCAUCGACGUCCAAAUCUCAAAAGAAGCAAUCCAAGAACGGAAGCCUGUCAAGCCAGAAGGUCAGAACCCUCUCUUCCAUUUCCACUGGAAGAAGGCGUCAUGAAGGUGGUGGUCAGGCAAAGGCGCAUAGUCGCAGUGGCAUUUUGGGUGGCUUGAUCAAACCAGAGGGAGCAAUUCCCCUAGUUACAUGCGUCCCAGCAAAGGUUGUGUUCACUAGGAUACUGGAAGCAGUUGGCAGGCCACCUUUAACGAUUGCUCACCAUGUGAAAAUGUCUAGUCCUGCGGUGCGAGAUCUAUCAUAGGCAUCAGCUGCAAUUCUACAUAUGGUUGGCAUUGGUGUCCUGCAAGGUUCAUGUAUAUUAAUGUAAAUUGAAGAGUCAAGCUAUUCAAUCAUUUGGGUACAUCAAUUAGGAGGCAGAUUGACAUGGCUGCUCCAUGAUAACUCCGAAUAGCUGCAGUCUUCACCAGUAGUGACAAAAUGUAAAGAUUGGUGACAGUUCUAUACUUCUAACUGGAGGUUGAGAACAAUUAGGCUCUCAGCGUGGUUCUCGGUUCUCGCACAGCAGUUGAGCCAGCGACUCCACUAAGGGGGCAUUCUUUAGAAAGGCGCAACUUGCGUUGGUAACCAUGGCUUUUGGCAUUCCUGUGCCAUGUAAAGUACUAACUUCAGCAUUUUAGGAUGUCUACUUAUAUAUAAUUAUGCAUCAUCAUAUAUAGUUAAAUAGGUCA
Messenger RNA from Lolium rigidum, 2890 nucleotides. RefSeq lists its product as uncharacterized. The coding region runs from base 1 to 2463 and encodes 820 amino acids. The record is from RefSeq and is a predicted model, not a curated record. The transcript has 4 exons. NCBI's taxonomy places the organism in Eukaryota, Viridiplantae, Streptophyta, Magnoliopsida, Poales, Poaceae.